Halteromyces radiatus is the source of this 1034-nucleotide messenger RNA. Its product is annotated as ubiquitin carboxyl-terminal esterase L3, isoform CRA_b. Lineage: Eukaryota; Fungi; Mucoromycota; Mucoromycetes; Mucorales; Cunninghamellaceae. The transcript has 5 exons. Gene Ontology annotation, cellular component: cytoplasm. Gene Ontology annotation, biological process: ubiquitin-dependent protein catabolic process; protein deubiquitination. Gene Ontology annotation, molecular function: cysteine-type deubiquitinase activity. The record is from RefSeq and is a predicted model, not a curated record. The coding region runs from base 56 to 778 and encodes 240 amino acids.
CAGAAAAAGUUUCUAGUAUUGCUUUCGUCAUACCUAUCUAUAUAUCUUUGUAUUCAUGGUUAUUGAAAUUGAAAAGCAAAAAAUCAAGUGGUUACCUCUUGAGGCCAAUCCAGAUAUUUGGACAAAGAUUGUUCAACAACAUGGUGUCGAUUCAAAGUGGAGCUAUACAGAUGUUUAUGGUUUUGACCCUGAGUUAUUAGCUAUGGUACCACAACCAGUGAAGGCAGUUAUCUUUUUAUUUCCUAUUACCGAAGCUUAUGAAAAUUAUCGACGUGAUCAAGAAAAAACUGUGCUUCAACAACAACCGACAAUAUAUGAAGAUACGAAGCAUGUUCAUUUUUUCAAACAAACUAUCUCCAAUGCAUGCGGGAUGAUUGGAUUACUUCACUCUCUUGCUAAUAAUGAUGAUGUUAUCAAUACCAAUGAUGAUAAAAAACUUUUCCCAAAAAUCAUCAAAGAAACGAAAGGAAUGACACCAGCUGAACGGGCAACUUAUUUGGAAGGAUGUGCUGAAUUGGCGCAAGUACAUUCGGAUGGAGCUCAACAAGGUCAAACUGAAGCUCCUAGUUUGGAAGAACAAAUUUAUUUACACUUUAUUUGUUUUGUGGAAAUCAAUGAUCAAUUAUAUGAGUUGGAUGGUCGUCAAGCUUUUCCAAUCAAUCAUGGCAAAAUCCAGCAAUCUUUGUUAUAUGAUGCAGCAAUUGUGAUGAAAGGAUUUAUGGAACGUGAUCCUGAAGAAUCAAAUUUUAGUGCCAUUGCUUUAACAUGCGAUGAAUAAAAUAUAUUGUUAUUCAAUAAAGCAAAAAAAAAUUGAAUCUUAUCAUUUUGAAUAAUUGGAUGGUAGCACACAGUAGAGUUUCAACAGUUUCUUCAAUGGGAAGGAUCCCGGUAGGUCGGACAAUCAUGUAGCUGGGGUAAAAUAUAUGUACGCGGUUCAAUGUGGCCAUUUUCUCCUAUUUUUUUUUUAUUAUUAUUAUUCAAGUCUUUUUCUUUUAUUAUUUUAUUUUUCUUUUAUUAUUAUUAUUUUUUUUUUU